GCGGCGCCGCGGCGGAGCCCGCUGGCCGCGGGACCGGCGGCGGCAGCUGCGCGGGCCUGUGCGGUCUGGUGGCCACCGCAGUCACCGUUGGCGUCCUGCGGGCGGAGCAUCGUCGCCGCCGGGCCGCCACGACCGCGUGCCGCGCGUUCGGCUUCGGCAGCAGCUCCAGUGGUUUCAUGGGCGAGUCGACCGCGACCGCCUACAUCGGCAGCGGGCCCGUGCAGGCUGCCGACGCGGAGGCCCCAGCGUUCCAGCCGACGAUGGACGUGUGCAUCCUGACCGGCAUGGUCAUGAGGGGCCAAGUCUGGUGGGAGAAGCCUACGGGAAAGGACGAGAGGCCAUCCGGCACAGUCUUCGACUGGGAGCGCCGCGA
Prorocentrum cordatum is the source of this 373-nucleotide messenger RNA. The record is from the annotation of a GenBank genome assembly. Lineage: Eukaryota; Dinophyceae; Prorocentrales; Prorocentraceae.